GUGGAUCGAGCCCAUACAAGGUGUUGGACAUGGUGCUUUAAAUGCAACUACUUAAAACAAGACUGAUUUGCAUAUAAGUUGAAAGAUGAGACUUCAUUCUAUCAAAUAUCAUUAAUAUCAAGUCAUGAUCUACUAUCAUAGCUAUGUGGUGCGACCGUAAAGUGAACAAAGUCAAAAUCAUGGAUUUUCUGACUUCUGUUUGUAUUGUCAAUUUAUCCAAUUUCGUUAACUCGUUUUAUGUUAGUACUUAAUAAUGUAUUAGUUUAUACCAUUAUCUUAAUUUGUAUGUUAAAAUGAGUGCCUAAAAAACUUCUAGCUUGGCUAUUUUGACGUAUUUUUAAAAGGUAUUUUUUGAAAUGAAAACUGCGUAUUUUAGUUGACAUCUUGGGCAAUCUUUAACAAACCAUGAAUGAGAGAUGAUAGAUGACAAUGUGGGCGAUAUUAUUACUCAGUUUUUGGACCCUUAUUCAUCCCUAUUUUCUAGAAAAUAACAAAAAACCAAAAAAAAGCGCCUCAAUUUUCCACAGAGCAAAAUUCACUUUAGUCAAAUUCGUUACACUAAAAUAAUGUCAGGUAAACCAAAGAUGUUUAAUUUGGUUUAAAUGAGUUGUUUGUGAUAUAUUAUUUUAAUUUAAAGGCUUUUAACGGGUUCGACAUGAUGUCAGUGAAGAACAUAAAAUAUGGUUCGCGAAAGUUUUAAACAUUACAAGAAUUUUAUUGUAUGUCAAUAUUUUUAUCGGUAUACCCUCCUAUAGAUUUCCUUGUUCUUUGCCUCAGUAAUUAUUGUUUACAAAUCAAUUUCGUGUGCAAUUCAGUUAAAAUACUAAUUAAAAUGGAAAACCUCAAGACAAAUAGUGAUUUGUAUGCAUUAUUAAAAACUACUAUGAAAGAUCGCGCUAGUUCUUUGGCUAGGAUAUUAGAGCUGUUUUCGCAUACACUCUCUUCAGAUAAACAGAGGUGAGUACUAACGUAGUUAAUACUUUAUGUACCUACAUAAAGAAAUACUAUAAAACAGACAUAGUAAAAAAUCACAUCAUCACAAAAGAUUGUCGUUGAAUUUAUUACACAUACAUUUCGUAUGUAAAUUUUUUUUAAUUUAUGAUUGUGUUAGAUAGGUACUGAGUUAUACAUUUUAUUUUUCAGACAACUAUCGAAAAAAAUAAAUAAUUUCAUUAACACUGUUUGUCGCAAGAAGAAGCAGUGAGAACCAGUUUUUAGCUACAAACGUAGAUUGGCUUAGUCAAUCUGUUGAUUGGAGUCAGUUUUGUAGUCCGCCAAGUCCAUCUAGUUUACCUUCUUCUUCAAGUACUACUCCACAGAAACAUUUUUUAGAACUAAGUGAUCGCCAGAAGAGACGUAGAACUGAUUAUUUAAAGAAAUCUCCUCAAGAGCAUAUCGAUUACUUAGCAUCAAAAAAUCUUAUGGAUUCCAAUGCAAAGUUUAUUUUUGAUUUCAUUCAAAACCAUCCUGAGUAUAAUGAGGCAAUCAAAAGUUUUUGUGAAAGUCUAUUAUCAAAUGAAACUAAAUCGAUAUGCAAGGAUGAUGCUCUUCGUCUGUACGUAAAUAAUGAUCUUACAAAACAACAAUAUAUUGACAUUAGAUCUACGGUAAAUGAGAUAGCUUCCGACUUAUUACCUAGCUAUUAUCAAAUACAGUUAGCAAAACAGGAUUGUUAUCCGCCCUCUGAAUCAAUAAUUGUAUCAGAGGUUCAGGUAAAAAUUAGAUUACAAGAUAUUCUAGACCUGACUGUUUCAAGAAUAUUGAAAAUGACUAGUAUUAACACUGAGGAGUCUCAUAAAUACACAUUAAUACUAAAAUGGGGGUGUGAUGGUGCUUCUUCUCAGGCUACUUAUAAACACAGCUUCUCUGACCCUGGUUUUGAUGACUCAUCGGUGUUUAUGUGCAGUUUUGUACCAAUCAAAUUGUAUGAUGUUGAUACUGAAUCUGUAAUUUGGCAAAAUCCAGCAACAUCUUCAUCGAGAUAUUGUAGGCCAAUUCUUUUUAGAUUCGAAAAAGAAAAUGAAAGGUUAACAAAGGAGUGUUAUAAUGACAUAAGGGAACAAAUAACCAGUUUGGAGCCUUUUAAAAUUAAUAAUAAUAAUACUGUUGAUUAUAAAUUACAUUUCACUAUGGUUGAUACGAAAAUAUGUAAUGAUUUGACUGAUAAUAAAUCCGCCAUGAAAUGUUUUAUUUGUGGAGCUAACCAACUUUCCAUGAAUAAGCUAGAUUUAAUUAAUACAAAACCACCAAAUGAAGAACACUUUGGGUAUGGGGCAUCAUCACUCCAUGCAUGGAUAAGAAGUUUUGAGUGUAUACUACACAUAGCUUACAAUCUCCCAUUUAAAUCAUGGUCAGUGAGAGGGGACGAAAACAAAAAAAUUAAAGAAGAAAGAAAACAACAAAUACAACAGGAUUUUAGAAGAGAGUUGGGUUUGUUAGUCGAUUUUGUUAAACAGGGCUCAGGAAAGACCAAUGAUGGGAAUACGGCUCGUGCUUUUUUUACCAAUUAUAAGAUAAGUGCCCGUAUCACUGGCAUUAAUGAGCAACUUAUAAAAAGGUUUUACAUCAUACUUCAAACCAUAUCUUCUGGAUAUGAUGUAAAACAUAGAAUCAUUUAAAAAAUACACACAAGAGACCGCGGAAUUUUAUGUUUCAUUAUAUGACUGGUAUCACAUGCCAGUUACAGUUCAUAAAAUAUUAAUUCAUGGUGCUGAUAUCAU
This is a messenger RNA of Ostrinia furnacalis (Asian corn borer), 2720 nucleotides long. RefSeq lists its product as uncharacterized. The transcript is spliced from 2 exons. The record is from RefSeq and is a predicted model, not a curated record. The coding region runs from base 1422 to 2618 and encodes 398 amino acids. Lineage: Eukaryota; Metazoa; Arthropoda; Insecta; Lepidoptera; Crambidae.